AUGGCUGAAUCGAUGCAACGUAUAGCGUCGGCCUUUGAGUCUGCCAGAGACCUCACUUUGGAAGCUGCAGCAGUGGCUUCUUCAAGGCUAGGGGAAUCUUCAUAUUUCCACUACUCAAAGUCAAUUGACUCCGAAUCACUUCCGGGGUUACUCAACUCGAGAUACACCCGCGAAGUGCGCGAUGGUAUGAAGCGCGUAAUGUCCCUCAUGGGGAGUGGUGACUCGUCAAUUGAACUGGAGACCCAUUUUGCGGAUAUUGUCAAGAACAUAGGGUCGGACGAUGUAAAAGUCAGACGUAUGGUCUCCGUCUAUCUGUUGAGAUAUGCAGAGACAAAUCCAAACCUAGCACUGUUAUCGAUUAAUUCUAUCCAACGCAGCUUAUCAGACUCGAACCCUGAUGUCCGUGCGCUGGCCUUGAAAACGCUCUCCGAUAUCAAUAUUGCGUCCCUGUACCCCAUCAUCUUGCACUCUCUGAAAAAGACAGUGAUAGAUUCCAGCGAAGUGGUUCGGUGUCAGGUGGCAAUGACGCUUUUGAAGCUAUUCAAGGAACAGGGGAUAUCGAUUAAGGAUGAUGUCAUGCCGAUGCUGAAAAGUUUGCUAGCUGAUUCGGAGCCAAGUGUUGUCUCAGCGGCCCUCUUACUUUUCCAGAAGGCAUUCGCACAAGAACUUCAACUUCUACAUGGACAUUACCGCAGGUAUUGUUCUAUCUUAAACCAGCUUACUGAAAACGCACAGGCCAUCAUGAUUGACAUAUUUAUUGCUUAUGCUAAAGAAUACCUUCCAAGGCCAAUGGUAAGAGAUACAUCAUCAGAUGCGGAAGCAAUUCAACUUCCGGAUAGCUUUAAUCAAAUUCCAUUCCCUGUUUAUGAUGUAGAAUAUGACCAUGAUCUGAACUUAUUCUUAUCAUCCCUGAAGAAACUACUACAUUCUCCAAAUGCCAUGGUAAUUGUGGCAGUAUCAAAAGCAUUUUAUCAGCUUUCGUCACCAAAAACAUUCAAGGAUUCAGGAAUAGUUGAUUCACUAUUACGGCUGACUGUAUCAUCAUACAUAUGUUCCGAGAUAAAGGAGCUUGUUUUGCAAUCGAUUCUUGUCUACUGUUGUAGCGAUCCUUCAUUAUUCCGUUCUCAUUACAAAAGGUUCUUCCUGAUGCCCUCGGAUACAGAGAAUAUUUCGAUAUUUAAACUCAAAAUCCUUUCAAUACUGGUCUCUGAUAGCAACUGUAAGCACAUCGUGAAUGAGUUAAAAUUCGUUGCUGGCACAGAACAAUCCGCAUCCAUUUUGGUAGAAGUUUCAAACACCCUAUCCGUAUGCGCCCAAAUCUCAUCUAAGUGGUCGUCACAGAUUAUUAGUUGGCUGUUAGAUCGAAUCAGCUCUAAUACACCGAUAGAUAAGGAAGUAACUGCGUCACAAAUCAAUGUUCUUCGUUCACUGAUACAAAAAGAUCCAAUUAAGCACAUAGCUACCGUGGUGAAGUUGUCAAAAAUGCUUUCUAAUCAUGAUUUGCUGCCAAGUGCCAAGGCACCUAUUAUUUGGUUGCUUGGUGAAUACGUUCAAGUAGAGCCACGCAUCUGUCCAGAUGUCUUGCGGCGGUUGUUACCACAAUUUUCAAAGGAGCAUGCCCAUGUGAGGCUACAGAUAUUAAACUUGGCUGCGAAGUUACUCUCACAUGAUGUUGACAGCUAUAGUGGAGACAUGGAAUAUGAUAUUGGAACUUCGCGAAUUGGGCAAAUGUUUGAAGCUGCACUACAAUUGGCAAAGUUUGAUGAUGAAUAUGACGUUAGAGAUAGGGCUCGGAUGCUAGCAUCAAUAUUUGAGCAAAAGCGCUAUGAAAUAGCUACAUUGUUGCUUCAAGCACCUAAACCAUACCCAAUGGCAUCCUUAAAUUACUGCCGUGAUUCAUUUAAUCUCUCCGCGUUGAAUUUAUACCCCGAUAUGGAAAAUUACUAUGAACUUCUGCCAUGGAAUGCAGACCCGCAAGCUUCUGAUAGAACACCAUGCGAAGUUAAGGAUUAUAGCAAACUGAAGAACAGUUUUUCCUCCUCAUCCUAUUUUGGUAGGAAUGAAGUUGAAUUUACGAAUAAACCCAAAAGAAGUGCAUCCGUAUCCUCGGUGCCCUCGAACACGUUUACAUCCUCACAUGGAAAGAAAUAUCAACUACAAAGUCUAGAUGAGUUCUUUUCUGACGUGUCUGCAAGACAAAGUGUUCCGAAGGCGAAGAGAGUAAUUAUAGAAGAAAGCACUAGCGAAGAAACAGACCAUACUGAUGACGAGUCUGGAAGUAGCUCUGGCGAUGAAUCUACGGAAAGUUCAUAUGUUUCAUCAAGCGAAGAAGAAACAACAGAAUAG
Molecule: messenger RNA, 2346 nt
Organism: Eremothecium gossypii ATCC 10895
Lineage: Eukaryota; Fungi; Ascomycota; Saccharomycetes; Saccharomycetales; Saccharomycetaceae
Gene: APL6
Product: AP-3 complex subunit beta
Exons: 1
Coding region: 1-2346 (781 amino acids)
Biological process (GO): vesicle-mediated transport; intracellular protein transport
Cellular component (GO): membrane coat
Source: RefSeq, marked provisional